Beta vulgaris subsp. vulgaris (sugar beet) is the source of this 1629-nucleotide messenger RNA. RefSeq names its product cytochrome b561 and DOMON domain-containing protein At2g04850. Lineage: Eukaryota; Viridiplantae; Streptophyta; Magnoliopsida; Caryophyllales; Amaranthaceae. Bases 133 to 1323 code for a protein of 396 amino acids. The transcript has a single exon. The record is from RefSeq and is a predicted model, not a curated record.
UACACACAUAUGCAUUAUCUCCGUCAUUAAACAUCAUGAAGAAUAGAUACAUCUUUAAACCAAAAACUCUCUUUCACUUCAAACCCUUUACUACUUUCUCUCCUUGCUCCUCCUCUUCUUCCCUUCACCACCAUGCUCCCCUUUAUCCUCAUCUUCCUCUUCUUCUCCCCUCGAACCUCGGCCCGUUGUACGACAACCACUCGCACCAAAACCUUUGAAAAAUGCAUGACACUUCCCACCCAACAAGCCUCCCUAGCAUGGACUUACCAUACACACAAUGCCACCCUCGACGUCGUCUUUUUUGGUAGUUUCAUAUCUCCUUCUGGAUGGGUAGGUUGGGGUAUAAACCCUACCUCUGCCGAGAUGACCGGAACUCGUUCCCUUAUCGCCUUUCCGGACCCUAAUUCCGGCCAACUUGUCCUCCUUCCCUACAUAUUAGACCCAACUGUUAAACUCCAAAAGUCACCAUUAUUAUCACGCCCUCUUGAUCAUAUUCACUUACUAUCAUCUUCGGCAACAAUGUAUGGUGGAAAGUUAGCCACAAUUCAUGAUGGAGCUGAGGUCGAAAUCUUUGCCUCAAUCAAGCUCUCCUCUAACAAAUCAAAGAUACAUAUUGUAUGGAAUCGUGGGGUUUAUGUUCAAGGAUAUUCACCUACUAUUCAUCCAACUACUGUUAAUGACCUAUCUUCAGCUACCACCAUAGAUCUUCUUUCAGGGGUUGCAAGACAUGAGAAUGACUUAAAAAGCUUGAAGAUUAUACAUGGAGUUAUGAAUGCAAUCUCUUGGGGAGUUAUGCUUCCAAUUGGUAUCGUUACGUCGCGGUACCUUAGACACAUAGAAGCAUUAGGCCCUACGUGGUUCUACGUGCAUGCAGGCAUGCAACUUAGUGGAUUCUUCAUAGGAAGUAUCGGUUUCGCAAUUGGGAUGAGGCUUGGGGAAUUAUCACCAGGAAAAGUUUAUGGGUUGCAUAGGAAGCUAGGGAUUAUAGCAGUUUGUUUGGGAAGUCUUCAAACACUUGCGUUAUUAUUUAGGCCUAAGACUACAAAUAAGUAUAGGAAAUAUUGGAAGUCAUACCAUCAUUUUGUUGGGUAUGCUUGUGUUGUUAUAGGAGUUAUCAAUGUUUUUCAAGGGUUUGAAGCAAUAGAGGCAAAUAGAUCAUAUGCUAAAUUGGCAUAUUGUUUGUGCCUUUCUUCUUUGAUUGGUGUUUGUAUAGCAUUGGAGGUUAAUAGUUGGGUUAUUUUCUGUAGAAAAGCUGAGGAGGAGAAAUUGAGAAGAGAUGGAGUCAUUGCAGGCUCAGAAAAGGCUAGUGGAAGCUUCAAUUGAUUUCAACUUUUUUGUUUUAUAGCUUUUCUUUCUUUCAACAAUUUUUUUAUAAAAAAAAUCUAGGUCUUUAUUGAGGUGAUCAAAUUCGAUUUACAAGUAAUUGACCAAAAUAAUUAGCUUGAAUUUAUAAACUUUUGGUUUUGGGAUUUUCUUGCAUUUUUUGGCGAAAAGGGUCAAUCCCUUCGUCCUUUUUUACACAAUGGUUAUGAUGUAUCUAAUUGUUAUUCUCCACAAGAUAAGAGAGACAUGUCUUGACAAUAUUAUUAUUUUGUGAAAUGGAAAAGAAAAUUCCUACUUAUUUGUAUC